AUGUUCCCUGAGCCAGAAGAGGCCUGGGGAUGUCAGCCAGUUGGCCAAUUGGCCAAGGGCCAACUUCAACAAUUGGUCUUCGAUGAUCCCAGCACUGAGCAGACUGACGACUACUGGUUGCAUCCAUGCGAUUGCCUGAACCCGAGCUUUGGCACAGGAUGGCCUGUAGACCCUGCGUCCUUUGAAGAGAUCCCUCCACAAGCCAAUGGUAUUUUUGUACCACCACCCUUUCUGCUAGUCUCGGGCCAAUUCGUUUGCCCGUCGAGACAGCUUUUGCCUGGCGCGGCUGGGGUCCACUUCAAAACCGAAGCCGAGAGCGGUGAACCCACUGAUUGCCAAGAACGAUGUCAGGGAGAGGAUCAUUGCCAUUUCUUUUGGACAGGUACAUCCCACGGAGCGGACACAUGCCGCCUCUUCAAAGGAUGCGACAGUUUGGUGCGCGAGUUCGGCAUGGAGGGAGAUCUCAUGGCCUUCCCACGAACACCCAGCUGUGCCGUGGCGAAUCCAGCAGCUUGUUGGCACUCGACCAUGCGCCGCAACUUCCUGAUCCAGACCGUAGGCACCUCUCCAUCGGCCUCACACCCUCCAGCAGUGAUCAACCAGGGCGGCCACCUGAAGUUCAAAGAUCUGUCGGCGAAGUCCUUGACUCCGCAAAACAGCUACGAGGAGAAACUGAAUGACCUCUCCAACGUCCGUAUGACUGGCUGGAACCGCAGGCUGAGUGGCUAUGGUUACUUCAGAGACGCAGCGGGCAUUGCGACCGCCACUGUCCAAAACCUCAAUGCACACAAAACCUACAAGUACACGCUGUGGAUGGACGGGAAUCAAAUGGACGUGACGAACAAGUUCUCCGUGAACCACGGCCCUCAGCUCAACGUGGUCCAACGGUCAAGCCGUCGGCGUCGUGCUCUGGCUGCGGACCGCACGGCAGUGGCCACUCCCCGUGGCGAGCUGAUCUUCGAGUUCGAAGCGACGGACUUUCCCUUGGGCUUUUUCGUGAGCAAGAGCGGUCAGUCCAGUCAAUCUUCCCGGGACUGCAGGAGGAGAUAUCAAAUCACUUCUUGCAACUGCUGGGCAAAAGAAGGCAAGUGCGCUGGAGCCAAAAUCGGCACAGAUGGAGUGUGCACUGCCUACGGCAAUAUGGAUGUCCAGGAUCACAACACAUACAAAAACCCGAAAGUGGAAGCCCACGCGAGUUGCAUGGCGCUUCCCUUCAAGCAGAGUGUCAGCUACCAGACCAGCAGCGGACCGAGUUUCAGUUGGCUUGAAACUGGCGCUGCCGCGAAUGCAACCAUGGCAGACACAGGUGAGGACGAUGAUGAUGAAACUGCAGCUGAGAUCAUGCCCGGUGGAAGCACCGGUCUACUGGAGGAGGAUGAGAUGGAGGACAGUCAUGAAGAUGAGGAUGCUUCUGAACACGAAGAUGACGAAGUGAACGUUGAUGAAACGCCCGACAGCAAAGAUGAAGGUGACGAGGAGUGGCCAGAAUAUGCGAGUAGUCUUGCCAUGGAGGAAGAGUCGAAGGCCGAGGCUGAGGAAGAAUCAGGCAUGGACGCCAGCUGCGAAGAGCUGCGAAGUCUAAGUUUGAUCCAGCCAAACUUGAGUCAGCAAUUUGCAUGA
Molecule: messenger RNA, 1620 nt
Organism: Durusdinium trenchii
Lineage: Eukaryota; Dinophyceae; Suessiales; Symbiodiniaceae
Source: the annotation of a GenBank genome assembly